UUGAAUGCUGGAAUCUCUAAGCAUCAGUCAGGAUCCAGAGAUUUCUUGGAGUUUCAGAUUUGUGUAGAGCAACAAUGUUUAGUUUUGCGAAGGCGCUUGUUCCCCUGAUAUUCCCGGUUGGUUGGGGCAUUGGAUAUGGCGUGACUACUGGGAUGAAGAAGGUGUGUGAUCGUUUCUUUCCAGGAAAGGAUUGCAACAAAGAAUAUGAUCAGGAUGAAGAGGACGAUCUGUUUUGGAAAGGAUUUCCAUCCAGUUCCAAAAAACAAAYCGACCCGGCUGGGGAGGWUUGUUCUGAAAAGGCGUUGGAUGUUGGGACCUCGGACUCCAUCUCGCCCUCUGUACGAGACAGUACAGAGGAUGACAGUACUGUCUCUGGACAAACCGACCCAGCUGGGGAGGUUUGUUCGAAGACGACUGUACACCGUGAGGGUGAGACUACAGUCGCAGAAAAAUCUAACCCGGCUGGGGAAGAUUUGUCUGCGGCUGAUCUGGCAGCCAAAGCUGUGGGUGAAGUGACAGCCAAAGCUUUGGUUUCGCUGGUCCCAUCACUUUCCUUACAGAAGAGUCAUCUGAAGGGUACUUUCACAGGGUCCUUUGAAAUACAAAGUUCCCCAGACGGGGAACUUUGUAUUUCAGAUAACAGAGUUGCUCAUUUGUCCAGAAAACCAUCUCUAAAUGUAAAGAUGUUCGUUGCUGUUGAGGUUUCCUGUUCUCCUGACGUUAAUUCAGUAGAUGGCGCUGGCUCGGAUCUGCCAGUUUUAGGGAGGACAUCUGCAGGACAAGGACAAGCGGAGGAAAACUUCUUCAAGUUCUCCGAUGAGCUCCACAACAGCUGGGUUUCUCUCCGGGCGCUCCGGCUUCCUGCCACAGUCUGAAAUCUCCACUGAAAUGAUCCAGUAGGCGGAGGUGGACCGGUGCCGGUGCAGGGGGCCCAGUCCCCCAGCAGAAAACUGGGCCUUUUGGCCCAGUCUCCUGCUGGGGGGAGCACUGGGGUGAACACUGGGAAGCGGAACUUCGGACAGAGCACCGGGAGGCGGAGGAGCAGCGGGAGACUCUGAAGACGGCGGAGGAGCAG
Molecule: messenger RNA, 1075 nt
Organism: Poecilia reticulata (guppy)
Lineage: Eukaryota; Metazoa; Chordata; Actinopteri; Cyprinodontiformes; Poeciliidae
Source: RefSeq, a predicted model, not a curated record